AUGGCGUCCUUUGGUACAGUUCUCGAUCUGCUUGACGAUCGCUACCUCGAACUACAGGACGUCAUUGGUAAUGUCGAACCCCUUCCGACUCUCGUACCGUACACGGAAUACAAGCAAACUGUGCUUGUUUACAGCAUGAGCACGAAUCUCAAUGUUUGUAUGGCGCUCGUGCAAGAACUCACACAGCGUAGAGCUCGCGAGAAAAGUGAAGAGCUCUGGACAUGGUGUGUGCAGUGGAAAAUUGAAGCCGCACCAUCCAAGCAAAGACUUGCUUUACCGCCAUCAUCCAAGAAGCCCCGCCUCGACGCACAACAGCUAAAGGCUCCCUCCAAGCCAGAGACUGAAGAAUGCAAAGGACCGUUUCUCAACAUUGUCGAGCGACGCAUCAUCAACCCUAAACUCUUACUGCGGGAAGAGAUGUUGCGAUGCCUCAUUGACAUCGUACAGGCGGAGAGUCGGCUUGUCCCAAACUUCAUCGAAUUCCUGUAUCGAUGGAUUGAUUUCUAUCAAGGAGACGGCACGGCCUUGAAGGCAGCAAUGAGAUGGGAGAUUCCCAGCCUAUGGGAAUUCGAGUACCACCCACUGAUUAUUUCUAUGGAUCCCAAGCAGAAAGAUCAUCAUAGCACAGUCCCAGAAGACAUAGAACCAACAGUCCUCGCUGGUGUAAUGAAGCCCUCGACCAAUGAGGAGACCAACUCGAAAAUUAACAACCGCGAAAAACCCGACAUUGCAGCAUUUGAAGAGGAAAUCGAGUUGAGUGAGCGACUCCAAUACCGCGAAGUCCACUACGGCAUCGAGCCGCCGCACAUGUCCCAACCCAUCCCUCGUCUUUUGAACAUCCCAACGAAUCCAGGGAGAAGAAUUAAAUAUUACGCUGCAUGCUUCAAGUCACGUCAACGAGCUUUCAAUAUCCUCAUCGAGGCGGGGCUCACGGUCCAGCAAAUCACUAACUACAAGAGACUCCAAGUGGAAUCCGUAAGAGAAACCCCGUGCGAUAGCAAAAGGGAUGGCCUCAAAAACUAUGAAAAGGAUGCAAAGGCUGCACAAGCUCAUUAUAUUGAAAAGGAGAAAGAAAUGGCGGUACGGGCGAAGCACACGGAGGCUGCGAUCAGCAACAGAUUGGCUUUGGAGGCUAGGGUAGCUGCUCGUAGCAAUGUCACAGUCGCAGACCCUACAGGAGUGCCGCUCAUUCCGGCAACGCCAUCAUACACUCCCCGUCCGGCUAUGGAGAUGGACAUACUGGAAAAGCUGCAGAUAGGUCGUGCACAUGGUGGUGACAGGAUCAACAUUGUGCCGAAGCCUCUAGUGGGUAGACUGAAGAGCACAUUGUUUGCAAGCGUGAGCGAUUUGGAGUCGCUCAACAGGCAGUCUGCCGCAGGUUUGAUUCUGCGUCGGACUAGUUCACUCUCCGAGGCCAAUGGGUGUCAAGAGUCAUAUUCACCACCUCAAGCUCCCGGUAUGCCAUAUCCUCGACAAUUCGUCACUCGAUCUUUCGAUACCAUGCAGGCAUCUACUAAUCCAGGCACAAUUCCUCAGACUACAGCAGAUGGCCCCUCUUGGAAUCCCCAACAGAUUGAAACCUUCGUCGACAACCUUACACCGACACAACGCCAACGAGUGAUCCAGAUGAUGCACCAGAGUUAUGUUACAGGGGAUACUAAUGCAAGACCGCCUACCAUAGAUACACCAGAGGUAGCUGCAUCGAGUACAUCGAUAUCAGUUCAACAUCCACCUGGUCCUAUGCAAACGCCCCCGUCUGUUGCCAUAGCGCAUGCGCACCAACCUGCGAUGCCGUCCCUAUCUUUUCAGCCUCCUCUAGGCUUUGAAAGGCAGAGGAGUAUGACACUUCCGAUUAGAGCUCCCAUGCCGACAUCAUACUCGAAUUUAGCACCAGGAGCAAGUCAACCACCUCCACAGCGUCGUAUCUCCAGUGACCCAAUUAGCCUGAGUUACUUGCGAACCCUAGGAAGCGGCGGUCCUAUGCAGAGGAACAACGCUCAGGGUCCUGGAAGCGCACAGCAACAACAACAACAUACCCUCGCUCCUCGACCACUUUUGCCAGAGUUGCCUCGGUUGCCAUCGCCAUCACCGCUACCAUCAGUCUCGCAAGCAUCAGUGCAUCCACUAACACCAAGACUGCCGCCUCCAAAUUCAGUUACGCCAUGGAAUCAGCAUCCUCACAAUACCGUUUCAAAUUCACAACACCCAACUGUAUCCAAUCUCGAUCCUCGGAACACGUCUCCUCGGACCGGCAUAUCGCGAACCUCACAACCUCACGCGUUACCUGUCUCUGCCAACCCCCUCUUAGCUCUUGGGACAGAUCGUGGCACAGCCCAGCACAAAACCCCAAUAUUUGCUUCUACGCAAGAAGAAAUUUCAGUGCUGAUAUACCUUCCCAAAGUUAUACGCCCGGGAAAUACCCUUGGGCCAGGUGGCGUUGCACUAGGCGACAAUGGUGUUCGGGAAACCGAUGUCCUCCUCCUUGGCCACAGCAUCCCAGGAAGCGGUAAGAUAGUCCUUUCGCGCGCCAUCUUCCUACCCAUGGGAAUAUGGCAGAAUGUUUGCCGCCGCGCUCAAUCAGAGGCCUGGAGAAUUCUCGAAUCCUACCCUGCCGGCCUCACCUAUAUGGGAACACCCAUUGCUGGUAAUGAAAAGACCGUAGCGUCACAUAGAGCCGUCUACACUAAACUCGAACUCAUUUACUCCAUCAUGUCUACCUCAUACGACAGGGAGUCUGAACUUACCAAGCGCUGGCGCGCAACUCGCGGUCCUAUGACACUUGUUGAUAGAGGUAGUGUAUGGGAGGGCUGGGGUGUUACGGUGGAUAAGGGUAUUGAGUUGGAUGCACAGGAGAGGGAGGGCGCAGUUUCCUUUUCAGGAAUGAUUGAUGAGGGAGUUGAGCAGAAGAGUGUUGAUGAGGAGACUGCGAAGCAGAAGAGGGAGAUUGAGAGGUUGCUGGCGGAGGACGGUGAUACAGAUGAAGACGAAGAUAUGGAGACCUGA
Molecule: messenger RNA, 3003 nt
Organism: Plenodomus lingam JN3
Lineage: Eukaryota; Fungi; Ascomycota; Dothideomycetes; Pleosporales; Leptosphaeriaceae
Source: RefSeq, a predicted model, not a curated record